AACUAAUGGGCGCAGACAUUGAGAGGAUUUGUUUAUAUAAACAUUUCCAUGAUUAUUUCCAAACCCAAGGAAAAAAAUAAAAUCAUCCACUUCCCACUGGGCUCAUUGGGAAGAAACAUAAAUAAUAACAGAAACAAUGGCUGUGCUGUUGCCCUCUUCUGCUAAUACUACUAUCCUCCCGAAACAACUCUCAACUGCCUUCCCUCCUCAACCAGGUAGUUUAAACAUUUUGUGGAACAGUUGUUACUCAAGAAAGUUAAAAACAAACCACAAUUCUUUCGUGGCAAUGUCUUCUUUGAAUAAUGCUUCAAGAAUAUCAUCUGGGGACUACGAUAAAUUGAAGAAAGUAUGGAUAUGGACAGAAAAUAAGCAAGUUAUGACUGCUGCUGUUGAAAGAGGCUGGAACACCUUCAUAUUUUGCUACAAAUGUCGAGAACUUGCCGAUGAAUGGUCAUCAACUGCAAUGAUAUAUCCCCUGUUUGUUAAAGAGGACGAGAUUUUAGAUGGUGAGAAUAAAAGGGUUGCUGCAACGUUUGACGUUUCUACCCCACAAGAGCUGGAGCAGUUUCAAUUAGAAAAUGCACAGGCUGAGAAUAUUGUUGUCAAUUUACUGGAUUGGCAGAUAAUACCUGCAGAGAAUAUUGUUGCAGCAUUCCAAGGCAGUCAGAAAACAGUGUUUGCAGUCUCAAAAACUCCUUCUGAGGCAAAAGUCUUCCUUGAGGCCUUGGAGCAUGGUUUGGGUGGAAUUAUUCUAAGAGUUGAGGAUGUUGAAGCUGUGUUUGAGCUCAAGAACUAUUUUGACAGAAGGAAUGAAGCAAGCAAUGUGUUGAUCUUGACAAAAGCAACAGUAAGCAAAAUUCAAGCAGCUGGAAUGGGUGAUCGUGUUUGUGUGGAUCUCUGUAGCCUCAUGAGACCUGGUGAAGGGCUUCUGGUUGGUUCAUUUGCUAGAGGACUGUUCCUUGUUCACUCAGAAUGCUUAGAGUCAAAUUACAUUGCCAGCAGACCUUUCCGUGUCAAUGCAGGACCAGUACAUGCAUAUAUCUCUGUUCCAGGAGGAAAGACUUGCUACCUUUCAGAGUUAAGAGCAGGCAAAGAAGUAAUUGUAGUUGACCAAAAAGGCCAGCUGCGAACAGCAAUUGUUGGUCGUGUAAAGAUAGAGAGCAGACCUCUUGUCCUUCUGGAAGCAAAGAUAGAUUCAGAUUAUCAAACGGUUUACAGCAUCUUCCUACAGAAUGCAGAAACAGUUGCCUUAGUACCUCCAUGCCAAGGAAAUGGAACGCAAAAUGUAGCUAUUCCUGUGACUGCAUUAAAAGUUGGAGAUGAAGUUUUGUUGCGAUUGCAAGGUGCUGCUCGCCAUACAGGAAUAGAAAUUCAAGAAUUCAUUGUUGAGAAUUGAAUAAGAAUGAGGGUUCAUUCUAAAAGUUGAAUUUGUGGGUGAUCAUUUGUGCUACAACACGGGUCGUGCUGGAGGUAGUCUUUAAAAUUAUACCAAUACCUUUCAUCACUAAAAGGGAUUAGUGCUGGAAUGGCUGCGAGUUGUCCUGAGAGCAGAAAGAAUAUUUCAGUCGAACUAUCAAUUUUCCUUAUAUGACUACAAUUACCUCUUUCCAGAAGUAAUUGGAGGUCUAGAUAGUCUAUGAUUAUAUAGCAAACUAAACUAUAUUUAUGUUUUGCAUCCACUGGCACUUGGCAGUCUACUCAUAAUUACACA
Molecule: messenger RNA, 1711 nt
Organism: Ricinus communis (castor bean)
Lineage: Eukaryota; Viridiplantae; Streptophyta; Magnoliopsida; Malpighiales; Euphorbiaceae
Product: 3-dehydroquinate synthase homolog
Exons: 10
Coding region: 137-1396 (419 amino acids)
Biological process (GO): aromatic amino acid biosynthetic process
Molecular function (GO): 3-dehydroquinate synthase activity; oxidoreductase activity
Source: RefSeq, a predicted model, not a curated record